Messenger RNA from Colletotrichum costaricense, 339 nucleotides. RefSeq lists its product as uncharacterized. Bases 1 to 339 code for a protein of 112 amino acids. Lineage: Eukaryota; Fungi; Ascomycota; Sordariomycetes; Glomerellales; Glomerellaceae. The transcript has a single exon. The record is from RefSeq and is a predicted model, not a curated record.
AUGGUUGGAUGGUGCGCCUUUUCUUGGGCAGAUCUGCACCCACCAGGAAACGCUCACGCCCGUGAUGGCGGUGAUUUGUUUCAGGAUGUGCUCAAAAGCUUGGAGCUUUCCUUGCAUUGUAAUGGGAGCGAAACGAGAAGCUAUCUCAAUGCCCGCGACGUUCUACCUAAGCAGUCCCUGAACUUUGGCAUUGACUGCCUCAGGGUUGGUGAGGGGGGUUUGGCGAGGAUGGAGGGACGCUUUUGUAUUCGUAAAUGUGAAUGGCGGGCCAUCCAUGCGGUCCGGCAUCUUGGGUGCUUGGCCACAACAACAAGGGUGCCCAAGAGUGGAGAAACAUAG